AACUUUACGUUCUCCAGCGUCGUAUACCGUUAGUUACCUCUGUCAUUCACGACGAAAAGAUCGUCCCCGCAUGUAAAUACAUAACAUUACCCCAUUUUCACCUUUGCUCUCUGCCUUGAACUACAUCAUCAGUGCGACUUCAGGACAGGCUUCUUCGAGACGGCUUCGCAGAACCACUUGUCCCAGGUACUGGCCCAGCGAUGGCCACGCUCGAACUGCGCAAUUUGUACGAAAAGUACGUCAAAUGGGUGUCCGGCAAUCCGUCCGCCCUGGGCGACGUGGAGAUGACUGUGAAGUGGCUGUCCUACUUUAUCGCCGGUAAAAUCAACAAAUCUUCCGCCGUGUCGGAGCUGGUGUAUUCGCUGUCCAAUCUGUUGGUGUUCUUUAACGAUCGGAUCAUCGAACGGGCCAAUCUGGGGGCCGUGGCGGCGGUUGCCGGGACCGAUUCCUCUCAGCUGGCCAAAUACAUCAAGACGGCUCUGACGACGCUCGAGUACUGCGAGGUGUUUAUCGAGCUUUCGGCCAAGAAGGUGUGGGGAGCUCGGGGAAGGUGGUUCUUCAUCGUAGUGGUGCAGACGAUCAAAUGCAUCGGCCGCCUCAUCCUAACGCUCUGCUGUCGGGGCAACAAAAUCGUCAAGAACCCUCCCAUUCCGGCGCUGGACCGCCGCAACCUGGCCGAGUCCUUGCCAGAGGCAAACGGCGCUGAGACGGCUGCCGCCGCUGCCGGUACAUUCCAUGACCACAACCAGACCGUUCUGCUGAAGCGCUCCGGACGGGUAAUGCGCAAGGUGGACGGAGCUCCUCCGGUCGUAGCCCGCUCGUGGAAACCACUGCGGCACGAAGUUACGGCGGUCUACCCGGCCCAGUACGAGGGUCGGUUCAUCCGAUCCGCCGAGUUGAUGUACAUCCUGAAGCCGAUAGUACACCUGGAGUGCGUCCGGCGGUACGGCAUGGACAGCUGGAAGUCGUACCUGGUGGCGUUGGCCAUCGACGUCGCCAGUUUGAGGUUGUACUACAAGAAGCGAGAAGAUUUGUCCCGUGACCAGAAGCAGGAACUGUCCCGGCGGUGCGUAUCGAUGCUGCUGUACCUGAUGCGGUCGCCGUUCUACGAUCGGUACAGCAAGCAGAAGAUCGCCGGGCUGCUGACGGCGAUCGGGAACAAUGUGCCACUGGUGGGAACCGUUAGUAAUUUGAUUUUGUCGUACAUUCCGCACUGGCAGGAGACGUACUUUUACAUGUGGUCGUCCUAGAGAGGGGAGGACACGUGCACUAAUUGUAAAUGUAUUAUUUUAGCUAUGAUUUUGAGGGAUGAAUUCGGGCUGUGGAGUUUGUUAUCAUGCAUGGAAAGUUUUUUUUUUAUCGAAAAAUCGAUGCUGGUUCGAUAAAUUAUUAUUUAG
Culex pipiens pallens (northern house mosquito) is the source of this 1397-nucleotide messenger RNA. RefSeq names its product peroxisomal membrane protein PEX16 (gene Pex16). Lineage: Eukaryota; Metazoa; Arthropoda; Insecta; Diptera; Culicidae. The coding region runs from base 201 to 1250 and encodes 349 amino acids. Gene Ontology annotation, biological process: peroxisome organization. Gene Ontology annotation, cellular component: peroxisomal membrane. The transcript has 3 exons. The record is from RefSeq and is a predicted model, not a curated record.